Messenger RNA from Mangifera indica (mango), 2251 nucleotides. RefSeq names its product serine/threonine-protein kinase STY46-like. Gene Ontology annotation, molecular function: ATP binding; protein kinase activity. The transcript is spliced from 16 exons. The record is from RefSeq and is a predicted model, not a curated record. Bases 427 to 2001 code for a protein of 524 amino acids. Gene Ontology annotation, biological process: protein phosphorylation. NCBI's taxonomy places the organism in Eukaryota, Viridiplantae, Streptophyta, Magnoliopsida, Sapindales, Anacardiaceae.
CAUGGAAACAGGCCUGGUCUCUGUUUUGCCUUUUUCCUAAAUGGCCUGACAUUCGCUCUCUAGAAAGUUAAGACACAAGAAAAAGACUCAGCUCAGCGCUUGCUUCCUCUUGCUUCUCCGUCUGAGUUUUCUUUUUUGCUUUCCUAAAUUACCCUCCACUUCCCUUCAAAACUCCAUUUUGCUCGUUCUCUGUCCUAGUAGAUUCUUAUAAUAGUCAAAGAUCCUCUUCUAUUUCUCUGAAAUUUCCUCACCUAACUCGGCUAUGUGACGUUUUUCCCUGGACUCGGACAAAGGAUUAUUGGAAGUAAAGCGCUAUGGAUUUGAUUGAAGGAGUGGGAGAGAGCUCGUCUCCGCCUCGUAGCUUUGGCAGUUUUAGUAACUACGAUUUGCGAAACGACGUGUUUAAUCGGUUGAUAGAGUGUGGAAAUGAAGAGGCUGUGUGUAAUCCAGAGUUUCGCGAACAGUUGGAUGCUCACUUCAAUCGAUUGCCUGCGAGGUAAUUAUACAAAAAUAUACAUUUAUGGGCUUGAUAUCAAUAUGGAUAGAGUGGAAGACGUUUUGUUGCAUCAAAAUCUUCUCACACUUGCAAAGGAUCCAGAGAAGCGGCCUGUUUAUCAUAUCCGAUUUAUGGAGAACAUUUGCACCAACUCAGAUGGUACUGAGGAUCAACAGGAUAUAAACGUUUUUUCUAGUCCAAGGCCAUCUCUUGAUGCAGAUAAUGAAGGAGUUGUGUCAUCUCAUAAAAGAAUCAAGGAUUCUGCAAUUGACUUUGAGCCUUGCUCUAAGCUUGAGGACCUCAAUUUGGAUGUUAGAAAAAGUACCAAUGACAUGGAGGAAAGAUAUCUUACAGAUAACUUCUCAAGAAGGCAAGAAACUUUGAACAUUCACGAAGUGAUAUUUUCUACAGUAGACAAACCAAAACUUCUAAGUCAGCUUUCUGCGUUACUUUCUGACAUUGGACUAAAUAUUCGAGAAGCACAUGUGUUCUCUACAACUGAUGGCUACUCCUUGGAUGUAUUUGUUGUGGAUGGAUGGCCAGUUGAGGAUACAGAUGGUUUGUAUGAGGCUAUGGAAAAAGCAAUUGCUAGAAGUGAGGGGUCAUGGUCUGGUUCUUCAAAUGCUCAUUCAGCCGUAGAGAAGGCAUUGGCAGCACAAACAAUAUCUGGAGAUUGGGAAAUAGACCGAAGAAUGUUGAAGCUGGGAGAAAGGAUUGCAUCUGGAUCUUGUGGAGAAUUGUACCGUGGAUUUUACCUUGGUCAAGAUGUUGCUGUUAAAGUUCUUCGAUCUGAGCAUUUAAAUGAUGCUUUGGCUGAUGAAUUUGCUCAAGAAGUGGCUAUACUACAAGAGGUCCAACACAGAAAUGUCGUUCGUUUUAUUGGUGCAUGCACAAAGUGCCCUCAUUUAUGCAUAGUAACUGAGUAUAUGCCUGGAGGAAGUCUGUAUGAUUACUUGCAUAAAAACCAUAAUGUCUUGAAGCUCUCUCAAUUGUUGAGGUUUGCAAUUGAUAUUUGCAAAGGAAUGGAGUAUUUGCAUCAGAACAACAUUAUUCAUAGGGACCUUAAAACAGCAAACUUGCUUAUGGAUACCCAGAAAGUUGUUAAGGUGGCAGAUUUUGGUGUUGCUCGGUUUCAAAGUCAAGGGGGAGUAAUGACAGCUGAGACUGGAACAUAUAGAUGGAUGGCCCCAGAGGUUAUAAACCAUCUGCAGUAUGAUCAGAAAGCAGAUGUAUUCAGUUUUGCUAUAGUGCUGUGGGAGCUAGUGACAGCCAAGGUUCCAUAUGAUAACAUGACUCCCCUUCAAGCUGCUCUGGGAGUGAGACAGGGACUGCGUCCUGAUCUUCCUGAUAAUGCACAUCCAAAACUGUUAGACUUGAUGCAGAGAUGCUGGGAGGGGGUUCCUAGCAAGCGGCCUUCCUUCUCUGAGAUAAAACUCGAACUUGAAUCUCUUUUUCACGAAAUUCAGGAAACAUCGGAAGGUGUAAAUGGGAAAAGAACAAUCUAAACUGGCAAUGUCCUAGUCAGCACAUUCUGAGGCGAUUAUGUUGUGUUGUAAGUUGAAAAGAGUUGUAGAGGUUAUGUAUUUUACAAGUGAGAGAGAUAUUAACAAAAGCAGUCCUAUACCACAUGAAAUAGACUUAUAAAAAGAAAAGUGUAGUGACUCUUGUUUGAUUUAGCUAGUUUCUUUGUUUUCCACUUAGACGUUGUAAAAUCUGAUCUGCUGUGAGUAAUCUGAUAUACCGCUUUUUGAUGCA